UAUGUAGACGCGUAUUUCAGCCAUGUGCACCGAGCUUAUCCAUUUCUUGAUAAACACCAAAUCAAGGCUCGGGCAAAGGCCUUGCCCCAUUAUGAACUUUGGACGGAUGACAUUGUCAACCUGGUAAUGGCCAUCGGAAGCACGACCCUCGUACGCGCUGGAAAGCUUGAGGCUGACGCUUCGUUCCACCUCGCGGUACCUUAUACGAAUAUCUUGAACAAGUACCUCUUACGUCCGACGAUGGAGGGUCUCCAAGUCCUUACGUUGCUGUCACUAUACUCUCUAUUCGACACCACAGGCCCAUCAACCUGGACAAUAGUCGGCAUUCUGACUCGUCAAGCCGCAGCACUUGGACUCUCUCGAAUCAAUCUGACUUCAGCAGAUCUCGAGCCCCAGAGUCGUGAGCUGCGAAACCGGCUAUUCUGGAGCAUCUUCGUCCUUGACCGCAUGGUAGCUGUCUCCGUUGGGCAUGACGCGGGGCUUGUUGAUCACAACAUGGCGGUACCGCAACCGGCUGUGACAGUCCUCGAAUUCGCUUCGCAAGACCGAAGUAAGCAUGCGUCGCUACUCCAGCUCAAUCGACACAUCAUACAACUCCGUCAGUUGGAACAUCGUAUCCUACUCUCGGUCCAUCUCAGAAAUCAUGCUGAGCUUAGCAAGCUCACACUACCGGAUCGAAAAGCCAUCUCAUCGGAGUUACGUUCGGCUAUAGACGACUGGUACAGUCAUGCUUGUUUGGUGUCGAUGCCUGAGGCCGACAACAUUCCAAUUCACAGUACAAUUACCUGGGUCAACGCUCGAUACUACAAUCUCCUUGUACUAUUGUACUAUCCAUGUCACUUCAACAGUCAAGCGAGAUAUGCAACGACAAAAGAACUUCUGUCUCACGUCAGUAAGUUCACCAAUUACAAUCGUAUCUUGCUGGAACAACGACAACUUCCGCUCAACCACAUUACGCUCGGUAGACUGUUGCCUGCGUGCAUGGUACUUCUUCAUUGUUUUGCAGUAGCGCAUCCGCGCACGUACAUCUCUCAGGCAGAAUUGACGAGCUGUAUCGAGAUACUGCGCGCAUUCCCUGCAGCCUGGUUUUCUGCACAUCAGACGUCUGGCAUCAUGACCGAAUUCAUAGAGCUUGUAGCCAGCCACGAGGCAUACGCCUCUCGUCAAAUCUUACAAUUCGAUUACUCUGGCCACACGCCGCUGCAGAGCUCGAUCAAGGCUGGAAUGCUUAGGCUUCGGGACGAUCUAUCGGGUGUCAUACGAAGAGCCUUGAGUAACGCCAGUUGCUAUCUAGACGUCGAGGCUUGGGAAGAU
Messenger RNA from Paraphaeosphaeria sporulosa, 1314 nucleotides. RefSeq lists its product as uncharacterized. The transcript has a single exon. Lineage: Eukaryota; Fungi; Ascomycota; Dothideomycetes; Pleosporales; Didymosphaeriaceae. The annotation marks the transcript as partial. Gene Ontology annotation, molecular function: sequence-specific DNA binding; zinc ion binding; DNA-binding transcription factor activity, RNA polymerase II-specific. Gene Ontology annotation, biological process: positive regulation of transcription by RNA polymerase II; DNA-templated transcription. The record is from RefSeq and is a predicted model, not a curated record.